This is a messenger RNA of Symbiodinium pilosum, 456 nucleotides long. NCBI's taxonomy places the organism in Eukaryota, Dinophyceae, Suessiales, Symbiodiniaceae. The record is from the annotation of a GenBank genome assembly.
CAAGAUAUCAUUGACCUCUUCCGCUCGAAGAGGUAUGCGUCCAGAGCUGCUUUGGACAUUGGUGCCGGACAAGGGCAUACAACUGCCGCACUUGCUGUCAACUUCGCUGUUGUCGUUGCCAUCGAAAAAUAUUGGGAUUUGGGCAAUGACGGCAAUGACUAUCACCUUCUUUCGGGCCGUCUGCUGACAAGCGACGGUGCACCGCUGAACAACGUAGUACGGAUGCACAUGGAUACCGCGCUGCCCUAUGCUUUUGCACCUCUGGCGGAUCAGAAUUUCUCAGCGGCUGUUAUUGAUGCGCAGCACUCCUUUGAAAGCGUCGUGCGCGAGACCUUCCACGUCUUGCGAAGCAUUCCUUGCUGUGUGGAGACCAUCAUAUAUCACGAUUUCUGCUUUGAGGAGGUGUUCCAAGCAAUUUUCUUUUUUGAGCAGGCAGGCCUUCUGGUGUUCCAGAAG